GGUGCAAUGGACCGCACACACGUAAGGAUAAAAGCCCCCUCAGGUGCCCAUGAGGCUGAUUUUGUGAAUAGGAAAUCCUUUCACAGCAUUAAUGUUCAGAUGGUCUGCAAUGCUGACUGUGUGAUCAGCAAUGUUGUGGCAAAAUGGCCUGGCUCAGUCCAUGACUCCAGAAUCUUUCGGGCCUCUGAAAUCUAUCAGUGCCUAUCACAAGGUGAAUUCUCUGGUGUGUUGCUGGGAGACAGGGGGUAUGGCUGCCAGCCUUUUCUCCUGACACCUUUCACAGACCCCCAGGAAGCACAGCAGGCCUACAACCAUGCCCAGUGAGUUGAAAUGACCUUUGGCCUCCUGAAGGCACGCUUUCACUGCCUUCACAAAUUAGGGGUCAGCCCUGUUAGGGCAUGUGAUAUUACUGUGGCUUGUGCUGUCCUCCACAAUGUGGCCUGCCUGGGGAAGGAGAGGGCCCCCAGAGUGCCACCAGCCAUGGACUGGGACAAUCCGGCAGUCUUCCCUGAUGACGACAGUGGUCGGCUGCUGAGGGACCAAUAUGUGUUGAAUUAUUUUAGUUAGUAUGUGUGCUUUCAAUUUUGGUUAAAUAUGUCCUGCGGUGGCAGAGGAAUUUGGGUUUUUUUGGGUUCGUUUUUUUACGAAUUUGGCCUCUUAUGAUGUUUGUGCGGUAUACUGUGUGUAAUACAAGGCUGCAGGGAGGCUACUGCAUCCAUUCAUUUGUCUGUUCAGUUGAUUGUGUAUGGAUU
Carassius carassius (crucian carp) is the source of this 752-nucleotide messenger RNA. Its product is annotated as putative nuclease HARBI1. The coding region runs from base 7 to 324 and encodes 105 amino acids. NCBI's taxonomy places the organism in Eukaryota, Metazoa, Chordata, Actinopteri, Cypriniformes, Cyprinidae. The transcript has 3 exons. The record is from RefSeq and is a predicted model, not a curated record.